AUGCCGCUCAGCAACAUACUCGAGGUCGAGUUGUUCGAUGUGUGGGGGAUAGAUUUCAUGGGUCCGUUUCCCUCUUCCUAUGGAAAUCGUUACAUCUUGCUAGCCGCUGACUAUGUAUCAAAGUGGGUGGAAGCAAUAGCUACUCCAACCAACGAUGCUCGAGUGGUAAGUAAGUUCUUCAAGAAAAUUAUUUUUCCACGAUUUGGUAUCCCACGUGUGUUGAUUAGUGAAAGGGGCACACAUUUUAUGGAGCAUCGAUUCGAGGCAAUGCUAAGGAAGUGUGGAGUACAACACCGGCUAGGAAUUGGCUAUCACCCUCAAAAAAGUGGCCAAGUCGAGGUAUCCAAUCAAGAAAUCAAGUCCAUUAUUGAGAAAACAGUUGCAAGAACAAGGAAGGAUUGGUCCGGGAAGCUAGAUGAUGCACUAUGGGCGUACCGAACGACCAUCAAAACGCCAAUUGGUACCACCCCAUAUAGACUUGUCUACAGGAAAGCAUGCCACCUGCCCGUUGAGCUAGAACAUCGAGCAUUUUUAGCCAUUAAAAGCUUAAAUAUCGAUGCUAAGGCAGCGGGAGAAAAGAGGUUGUUACAACUGAAUGAACUUGAUGAGCUCCGUCUCGAAGCUUAUGAAAGUUCAAAAUUAUACAAAGAAAAAACAAAAAGGUGGCAUGACAAGAACCUUGUAAGGAGAGAGUUCAAAGAAGGAGAUCAUGUCCUUCUUUUCAAUUCUAGGUUGAGAUUGUUCCCAAGUAAGCUUCGGUCUAGAUGGUCGGGUCCAUUCAAGAUCAACAAGGUGCAUCCCUACGGCACUAUUGAGUUGGAAAAUACAAGAGGGGAACCCUUUAAGGUCAAUGGGCAAAGAGUAAAGCAUUAUCGAGUUGGUGACCCCAUCGAUGAAGGAGUGGACGUCACACUCUCUUCCCCAUCACCAAGCCAAUGA
Chenopodium quinoa (quinoa) is the source of this 939-nucleotide messenger RNA. RefSeq names its product protein NYNRIN-like. The record is from RefSeq and is a predicted model, not a curated record. Gene Ontology annotation, biological process: DNA integration. Bases 1 to 939 code for a protein of 312 amino acids. The transcript has a single exon. Lineage: Eukaryota; Viridiplantae; Streptophyta; Magnoliopsida; Caryophyllales; Amaranthaceae. Gene Ontology annotation, molecular function: nucleic acid binding.